Messenger RNA from Struthio camelus australis, 831 nucleotides. Lineage: Eukaryota; Metazoa; Chordata; Aves; Struthioniformes; Struthionidae. The record is from RefSeq and is a predicted model, not a curated record.
UGUAGGUUAAUGCUGAACCUAUUCCCCAAGAACCUAGCAAAAGUCGAGCCCCUCCAUCAUUUGAAGUUUCUGCACACUACUUUGUCUCGGAAAGGUCUGGAGGAGUUUUUUGAUGAUCCCCAAAACUGGGGAGAAAAAACAGUAUCGUCUGGGGAUGCAUGGAAUAUAAAGCAGCUAAGGGGCAAGAGUAGUGAAGAUUUGCACAAACUUUGGUAUGUCCUACUGAAGGAAAAAAACAUGCUUUUAACUUUAGAACAAGAAUCAAAGCGACAACACAGGCCAAUGCCAAGUCCAGAACGAUUAGAAAAGGUAGAACAAUCUAUGAAAAGAAUAGAUUUGGUUGUCAAAGAAAGAGAAGUUGCUUUGAGGCUUUUACAAACUGGCCACGAAAAACCAGUACCUGGCGAGUGGAGACAGGACUUCUUAGGACGCACCUACUGGUAUACUUACAAAGAGUGGCCAAUACCAUGGUACUUGAACAAAAAAUACAAAAAAAGGAAAUUCUUUUACUUACCUCAUGUAAAUCACUUCAUCAGGCUCAGACUUGAAAAACACUUACGCAGAAGGGCAAGAAGGCAAAACCUAGAGAAGAAAAAGCAGAAACUUUUAGAAAAGAAGUUCCCUCACCUUGCUGUGAAGUCUCAGAGCCAGUAACCUGCUGGAAGAGCCCAGGAAGCACUUGUUUAACUGUGACUGGAACAUAAAACUAAAGUUCUCAAACCAGUGAACAAGUUGACUGCGCUUUCCUGAGAGUAGCCCUCUUUUUAUUAUCUCAGUUUGACCUAAAUUAAAUUGUGAUCUGGCAUUAAAGAGCGGUUUUGAAAUCAAAAA